Molecule: messenger RNA, 1087 nt
Organism: Lentinula edodes (shiitake mushroom)
Lineage: Eukaryota; Fungi; Basidiomycota; Agaricomycetes; Agaricales; Omphalotaceae
Exons: 1
Coding region: 134-1069 (311 amino acids)
Source: RefSeq, a predicted model, not a curated record
UUCAUCUCCAUCUUCAUCUUCAUCUUCAACUUCAACUUCAUCUUCAUCUUCAACUUCAUCUUCAUCUUCAACUUCAUCUUCAACUUCAUCUUCAUCUUCAACUUCAACUUCAACUUCAUCCUCCAAUCAAUGCAUGAGGCUCCAUGCCAUGCUCGGGAAGCAGAAAUACAAGAGCGAGGUGUAUAAAGAACAAUUAAAAGAGCAACGAAGAAGAAACAAGGAGUUGGAGGAUAGACUUGCGGAGACCUCUAAGCAGUUGCUUCGGGUCCAGGGACGUGAUGAUGAGACAGUCCAACUCCACACAGAAACCAAGAUAAUCUCGCUUUCCAAAGAACUUGAACAGAAAGAACAACGCAUAAAAGACCUCACAGCGCAAAACACUUAUCUCCAAUCCCAAACCACCGCACUCCAAUCCCAGAUGCACGAUGCCCAAACCGAGUCCCGUACCCACCUCACCCACCUCACCCACCUCCAAAACACCCACACCGCCCUUUCAAAGAACCUUCAAGAAUCUCACGCACAGGUAACCCACCUCCGACACGUAGUGAUGACAGGGGACACCGAGAAAAAAGCAUUAGAAGACAAACUCCGCGUAUCAGAACAAAACCUCUGUGCAUCAGAAGACAAACUCUGCGUAUCAGAAGAAAACCUCCGCGUAUCAGAAGAAACCCUCCACGUCUCAGAACAAAACCUCCACGCAUCAGAAGAAAACCUCCGCGUAUCAGAACAAAACCUCCACGUCUCAAAAGACAAACUCCGUACAUCAGAACAAAACCUCCACACAUCAGAAUGCGCACGGAAACACAUCUCAAACGAGUUGCUGAUGCAGGUUAACGCGAAUAUGCAUCUUGUGGGGGAGAUUAAGGGUAUGGAGGAGAGGGUGAGGUUUUUGGAGAGAGAGAGGGAUGGGUUUAGGGUGGAGUUGGAUCGGAGGAUGGUGGUGGUUUCGAAUGUUGAGGAGGUUGAGGAGGUUGGGGUUGGGGUUUUGGAGAGUACGGCUGUAGAGGCGCCUGGGGAGGAGGAGGAGCAGGUCGUUGGUGAGGAAGAUGAGUCCCUGUUUGGUAUUUGAGGCCCUGAGGACUGGAUA